This is a messenger RNA of Cannabis sativa, 1994 nucleotides long. Its product is annotated as E3 ubiquitin-protein ligase RZF1. NCBI's taxonomy places the organism in Eukaryota, Viridiplantae, Streptophyta, Magnoliopsida, Rosales, Cannabaceae. Gene Ontology annotation, cellular component: cytoplasm. Gene Ontology annotation, biological process: protein ubiquitination. The record is from RefSeq and is a predicted model, not a curated record. Bases 429 to 1601 code for a protein of 390 amino acids. The transcript is spliced from 2 exons. Gene Ontology annotation, molecular function: ubiquitin protein ligase activity.
GUACAAGACUCCUCCUACUCAUUUCUCGUUCUGAUCAGGGUAUUAAUGAGGAACAAAAAAAAAAGUUAUUAAUACAAAAACCAAAAGAAACGAUUAUACAUUCUGUGCUCCAAAAGUUAGCCGUUAAUAAUAACUAUAUUCCCUCCAAAUUUGAAAACUUGUUUGAUUUUGCAUCAAAUCCCACUCAUACUUUUCUUUGUUACAACUGAAAAAGUGAGAUUAGGGUGAGCGAAUAGCCAAUAGUAGAACUCCAAACACAAGCAAACUCUCUUCAUUCUUUCCUUUCUUCUUUCCUUCAUUCUUUCCUUCCUUUCUUCUUUCCUUCUUUCUUUCUUCCUAAUCAAUUAUAUAUAAACAAACUCUAACAUAAUUAAGAAUUAACCCUUUUCUGAAUUUAAAACCCUCAUUCAUCUUCAUAACAACCAAUCAUGUCUUCUGAUAACAAUUUGGGAAACCAUGUCAUCGGAACCAGAUCCUUCCACCCUCACUGGUGCUAUCAAUGCAAUCGGACGGUCAGGAUUGCUCCUUCAUCCAACCCCUCCGACGUCGUUUGCCCCCGGUGUUUCGGUCAAUUCGUCCGCGAAAUCGACGUUGGAAUUAGGCCUCGCCUUUUCAUAGAUUACACCGAUUACGAUCCUUCCCCUGAAGCUCGUCUUCUCGAAGCUCUAACACUCAUGCUCGACCCCCCUAUUGGCCGCCGCCGCUUCAAUUCCGUUCUCUACGACCAAGACGAAGAAGCUUCCCAAUACGGUGCCUUGAUUCCGUGGCUAGGCCACCGUCACCACGCUCAUAUUAAUCAAGAAGGAACUGAUACUUGGGACCCUGCUGCCCAAUCCACUAAUCAACCGCCUCCGCCUCCGCCUAGGCCGGCGGGGAGAACUCGUCGGCGAAACCAUAGCUUCGACGGGACUACAAUGACGAUUGAGAAUAGUUCAACCGAAGCUGAAACUGAAUCCAGACGCCGAAACCGUCCCAGGUCAUGGAUUAUACUCAGGCCCAUCGAUCCUUCAAGCCCGUUCUCUCCGAUUCUCCAUCCAGAAAACCCUGGAACGCCUAGGGUGAAUAUAAGGGACUAUUUUUUCGGGCCUGGAAUGAACGAAUUAAUAGAAGAAUUGACUCAGAACGACCGACAGGGGCCUGCUCCGGCGCCUGAAUCGGCAAUUAGCUCGAUUCUGACGAUUAAAAUAAAGGAAUCCCACCUGAAUAAGGAUACGGAAUAUUGCCCUGUUUGUAAGGAGGAGUUUGAGUUGGGUGGGGAGGCGAAAGAGCUGCCGUGCAAGCAUAUAUAUCACAAGGAUUGCAUUGUGCCGUGGCUUAGGCUUCACAACUCUUGCCCUGUUUGCCGCCACGAGUUGCCGGUUGAAGUGGGUGAGGCCAAUAGUGUUGGUGUUGGGCGUGGCGGUGGUGGGUCUGAUGAGGGAUCAUCUGUUGGAAAUAAUCAGCGGAACAUGAGGUGGAGUCGCUUGGCUACUUUCUGGCCAUUUCGGUCUAGAUAUCGUCAGAUUGCUCCACGCCGUGAUCACCACCAUUAUCAUCAUCACUCUCACACUUCUUCUAGACCAUCAGCUAAUCAGUGGUGGCAUUCUUGCUGUAUUCUUUAAUUAGCAUUAACAUGAAGCUUGUUGCUGAUUUAUCGUGGAAGCCAUUUCACACGUUGCUUUUUUUUUUUUAUGAUUUAAAAUCUUUGUUUAUAGGAUUUUAACUCUGUAAAACUUACUGUGGGAAUUGUUGGGGAAGUGCAAUGUAAAAUCACAGUGAUUACUUUGGUAAGUUCCAUACAUCUCACCUUCACUUCCUCUAUAUUUAUCUUUUAUGAUGUUUAUUUAGACCAUUUCUUUUUUUUUUUUUUUUUUUUUGAUGCACAUAAUCCAGGUGUAUGACUUUUACUUUCUGCAGGACUAUAUACGAUUCAUUAAUUAUCUGUUGAUGUAAAAUAGAUACUGUAUGCAUAAUAAUAAUAAUAAUAAUGGUGAUGAUUCACACUUCCAUAUUAA